AUGUCUUCCCUGAUUCGUCCCACGCAUUUCCCUACGCGUCUUCUACAGGACGAUGAUAAGCUUCUAAACUACUGCGGGACUAAGAAACUUGAGAUGGGCAAAGUAAUCCACGCUCGUUCGAUUGUGUCUAAUGAUCAGUACGGCACUAAUGGUGUGUUCUAUAUUUUAUCAAAAUUUAAAGCACUGAUGUCUGCACGCCGUGAUUUUGAUCAAAUGAAUAAACAAAACGUAGUUUCGUGGAGUGACGACCUAAUUUCGGGGAAGUUCCCAAAGGGGCUUGCUUUUCGUUUUCUUAGAACAUAUAAAUCAAAAUGGGUUUCAAAGCUUGAUCGGGAUUUCCGCCUUAACCACUAUAAAUCUGCACUCGUGCUUACGUCUUGUAUAAUAGUUGAGGACGUUUUUUUAGGCAGACAGUGGCAUGGGUAUUUAUUGAAAUCUGGAUUAGAGUGUCAUCCGUACGUGAAAACUCCACUUGUACACUUGUAUCGCAUGUUGUCGGAUGUGGUAGGGGCUGUGGAGGUUUUAGUUUCUAUCCCUCAAACGGAUACCUCCACAUAUAAUAUGUUCAUGGUUGAAAAAGGUUUCUUGGAUGAGGCAUUGAAUAUCAUAAGGAAAAUGAUGGCUGAUGAUCACAUGGUGUGGAACAAAACUACUUAUAUAAGUAUGUUUGGUCUUUGUGCUCGCCUUCAAUAUUCGGAAUUGGGGAAUCAAGUUCACAACAAGCUGCUAAAGAGUGAUGUCGAGCUUGAUGUGUCUGUAUGUAAUUGCAAUGGUCAAGAUGUAUCGGAACUGUGGAAAUGUUGGAGAUGCUCUGAAUGUUUUACGCGCGUAUAA
Lactuca virosa is the source of this 834-nucleotide messenger RNA. Lineage: Eukaryota; Viridiplantae; Streptophyta; Magnoliopsida; Asterales; Asteraceae. The record is from the annotation of a GenBank genome assembly.